This is a messenger RNA of Arabis nemorensis, 426 nucleotides long. Lineage: Eukaryota; Viridiplantae; Streptophyta; Magnoliopsida; Brassicales; Brassicaceae. The record is from the annotation of a GenBank genome assembly.
AUGAGUACGAAAAGAAUUGCACCAAGUAAGAUUAGUUACACUACUUUGAUGAAGGCUUUCGCAAUGUCGGGGCAACCCAAGUUGGCGAAUAGGGUGUUUGAUGAGAUGAUGAGGGAUCCAAGGGUCAAAGUUAAUUUGAUUGCGUAUAACAUGUUGGUUGAAGGGUAUUGCAGGCUAGGUUUGACUAAAGAUGCGAAGAGAGUAGUUUCAAGUAUGAAAGAAAACAGAUUUUACCCAAAUGUGGCAACUUAUGGGAGUCUAGCCAACGGAGUUUCUCUGGCGAGGAAACCUGGUGACGCGCCCUUGCUUUGGAAGGAAAUAAAGGAAAGGUGUGAGGUGAAAAAGAAAGGAGAGUGUGAAGGAGAUUCUUCAAAUCCUUCUCUUCCAAUGCUGGAACCGGAUGAAGGGUCGUUAGAUAUAUCUUGA